CUUCUUAUUCAAACUUGAGUUUCCUUCUCCAGACAAAGAACCACCCUCACUAGUGCUGCUGCUGAUGAUGGUGAUGAUUAUAAUUAUAAUGAUAGCGGCUGCGAUUCUAAAAGAUCAUUCGAUUUCUCCUCCUUCAAAGCCGACAUCCUCUCCACUCGCAUCUUUUGAGACUGCUCACGUAGCCGUGCUUGAUUGCUUUGCCAUUAUCUGUAUUUGCUUUCUCCUGCGUGCGGCCUUAACUUGUAACUGUACUAGCUGCAUAAAAACCCAACAAGCAAGAAUUGUCAAGCUUUUGUUGUCAUUCAAGUAUAACGUCAUCUGCAAUCCAAUUGAAGCAUCAUUAUCUUUGAGCAACAAAUGAAAGGGCGCCCUCUCGGCUCCCUAUGGCAUGAUAUUCAUUUUUACAAUUAAGAACUAAUCAUUUCGAAACUUUAUUAAAAAAAUUAAACAUUUUUUUUUAUUUUUUUUUGGAAAUGUUUUUAUUUUAUUGGCAUACAACUUCUCAAUUAUGUAGUAAUUUAAUUCAAAUUGUAAAGUAAAGGCUUUUGAAAGGUUACCGAAAGCGCAGUGACGGAGAUGGAGGAGAUGGAGAUGAGGGCCGGGGAAGACAUAGAGAUAGGACAAGACAUAACGCCGCCGCUCCCUCCGCUUUCUUCCGCUCUCCAUCACUCCCUCCUCUCAUCUCACUGCUCUUCCUGCUUCUCCCCACUCCCUCCCCAACCCUUCCCUCCCCUCUGUACCCCUUCCUUUCCCAACACUCCCUCCUCCUACUACUGCUCCUCCCUCUGCUCCUCCGCCGAUUCUCCCCUCCACGUCUCCAGCGCCGAGCCCUACCUUCUCCUGCUUCUCCAAUCCCACCCCUCCGCCUAUCCCAACGGCGACUCCUCCGACCUCCGCGCCGCCCUUCGCCUCCUCCAAUCGCUUCCCGCCACCUCCCCCUACCCCCGCAUCGCCGGCCUACUGACGAAUCGCCACAAACUCCUCCACCACCACGACCAUAGGGUUCGCGACGGCGCCAGAGCCAUGUUCCUCGCCAGGAAGAUGCGGGAUGAAUCUCCGAAUUUCUCUAUCGAUGCGACUAUUGCCGACGUUGCUCCGCACGACGCCGUAUUGGAGGAGGCCGUGCUGUCAUUGGUGCUAACGAACGCCGUGGAGGUGCAGGAUAAGACCGGGCGCAUCCUUGGAAUUUCCGUCUACGGUCCCAGCUUCUGCUGGAUCAAUCACGUCUGCUCCCCGAAUGCUUGCUACCGCUUUUCUUUGAUGACACCGCCAACACCACCUUGUUGGCCCGAAACGCCGCUGCUGCGCAUUGUCCCCUUCGGCCGCUCCUCCGGUCCUGCCACACAAAUUGAGAAUGGUGUUUGUAGCAAUAAUGUGUUAGCAAAAGAAUGCCGAGGUUAUGGUCCAAGAGUGACGGUUAGGAGCAUCAAGAGAAUCAAGAAAGGCGAAGAAGUGACUGUUACUUAUACUGAUUUGUUGCAGCCAAAGGCAAUGAGGCAGUCAGAGCUAUGGUCAAGGUAUCGGUUUAUCUGCUCUUGUACACGAUGUAGUGCAUCACCCCUAACCUACGUGGAUCAAGCUUUGGAGGUGGAAAUAUUUGCAGUCAAUUCCAGCUCCUCCAGUUUGAGUUUAGAAAUAAACUUUGAUAGAGAUAAGGCAACGCAAUUGUUGAGUGUUUACUUUAAUGAUGCUAUUGAUGACUACCUGUCAAUUGGCGAUCCUGAAUCUUCUUGUGAGAGGCUUGAGCAUGCGUUCACACAAGGACUCUCUGAUAUGCAAUUAGAUUGCAACGGAGAGACAUCGCAGCUGAGAUACUGGUUGCACCCAUUAAACUACCUCUCCCUAAAUGCCUACACAACACUGGCUUCAGCGUAUAAAAUCCGUGCAACUGACAUGAUAGCUUUAUCUUCUAAAAUGGAUGAUCAUCUGUUAAAAGCUUUGAACUUAAGCAGGACUGGUGCAGCAUACUCCUUGCUACUUGCUGGUGCAACUCACCAUCUGUUCCACUCUGAAUCGUCUCUAAUUGUAUCUGUUGCAAAUUUCUGGACAAGCGCAGGGGAGUCAUUGUUAACUCUUGCUAGAAGCUCAUUCUGGAGUGAGUUUGUCCACCGGGAUCUGCCUGUGUCAAAUCCAUGUUCCACUGCAAGAUAUAGAUGUCCAAAAUGCUCAUUGAUAGACAAAUUUGAAGCUUGUUUAUUCUAUGGUCAAGUUCGACAUGCAGAUUUUGACGAUGUCUCAAGUGAAUUCAUUGAUUGCGUCUCUAAUUUUACACAGAAUGUUUGGAAUAUUUUGGCUCUCAGUUGCCAGUACCUUAGAGUGAUUAAGAGUCCUAUCGAUUUUAGUUGGCUUGGUACCACAAAAUAUUCCGGCGUAGGGGAAGUUCUGAUUCAGUCUAGUGGCACUAAAGCGGGUUCUUGUGGGACUGAGAGAAGCAUUUCUGGAAGCAAAGCAGAGGGAUACACAGACCAGGUACGGAUAUGUAUUUUUAAGCUCGGUGUCCAUUGCUUACUAUAUGGAGGAUAUCUAGCGAGCAUAUGUUAUGGUAAUUCCCAUUUGACCUGUUAUGUUCGUAAUAUUUUAGAUAUGGAAGGGAUAUUGAAUCCUUGUCAUGAACCCAAUUGAGUUUUAAGAUCUUAGAAGUUAAAUUAUUCUUGUUUUGAUGUUAA
Messenger RNA from Pyrus x bretschneideri (Chinese white pear), 2666 nucleotides. Its product is annotated as protein SET DOMAIN GROUP 41. NCBI's taxonomy places the organism in Eukaryota, Viridiplantae, Streptophyta, Magnoliopsida, Rosales, Rosaceae. The transcript is spliced from 5 exons. Bases 577 to 2622 code for a protein of 681 amino acids. The record is from RefSeq and is a predicted model, not a curated record.